AUGAGCGACAGCGGUUAUACAGCGAGACAUUCCAAAGCCGAGGUCGACAUAUGCGCGGGAUCGAGAGGCGCAGUCUUAGCCGCAGCCGCAGUGAUUAUGGUGAGCGUCGGCUACGAUUGCAGCGGCCUCGAGAACGCAAUUCAAUGCCGCAGUGCAAGUAGCACGCGUACGCUACGCGAGCAGGAACGCAAGCUGUCACGAGAGAGGGAGAAAUUAAGGACGCUUGAAAAGAGUGAGUUGAAGUGGUGUAACUCUCACACCACACGGCUAUAG
Parnassius mnemosyne (clouded apollo) is the source of this 273-nucleotide messenger RNA. The record is from the annotation of a GenBank genome assembly. Lineage: Eukaryota; Metazoa; Arthropoda; Insecta; Lepidoptera; Papilionidae.